ACCAACCACUCAACACUUAUAUCUUCCUCCUUCAAACUCAAACCUCUAACCCUAAUCUGAAGCCUCGUUCGGGUUCAUCUUCAUCGGAACCCACGCAGGCCAGAUCUAUCUCCUUCAUUUCUUCAUCCUUCCAACUUUAGGUUUGUGUUUGAAGAUCGAAGAUGGUUUCUGACGCUAGCAAGAAGAAAGCUGCCCAGAAGAAAGCCGCCGCCGCUGCUAAGAGAGGUGGUAAAGCCGCCGCAGCUUCUUCUAAAGCCGCUGAUAAGGUCGCCGACCAAGUUGCCGAUAUUCGGAUUUCGGAUCGGACUUGUACUGGUGUCCUCUGCUCUCAUCCUCUUUCCAGAGAUAUUCGGAUAGAGUCCCUAUCAGUUACUUUCCAUGGACACGAUCUCAUAGUUGAUUCUGAAUUGGAGCUGAAUUAUGGAAGACGAUAUGGUUUACUUGGGUUAAAUGGUUGUGGAAAGUCUACUCUGCUUACGGCAAUAGGUUGUCGGGAACUUCCAAUUCCUGAGCACAUGGAUAUUCAUCACCUUAGCAGGGAAAUUGAAGCCUCUGACAUGUCUGCAUUGGAAGCUGUCAUAAGCUGUGAUGAGGAGAGGUUGAAAUUGGAGAAAGAAGCUGAAACUUUGGCAGCUCAGGAUGACGGAGGAGGUGAAUCCCUUGAACGUAUCUAUGAACGGUUGGAUGCCCUAGAUGCAUCAACUGCAGAAAAACGUGCUGCUGAAAUUUUACAUGGUCUUGGUUUUGACAAGCAGAUGCAGGCAAAGAAGACACGUGAUUUUUCUGGAGGAUGGAGAAUGAGAAUUGCAUUAGCACGAGCUUUAUUCAUGAAUCCAACCAUUCUUCUACUUGAUGAACCAACAAAUCAUCUUGAUUUGGAAGCUUGUGUGUGGCUGGAGGAGAGUUUGAAGAAGUUUGAACGUAUUUUGGUUGUGAUAUCACAUUCCCAGGAUUUCCUUAAUGGUGUCUGCACCAAUAUUAUCCACAUGCAGAGUAAAAAACUUAAGAUGUACACUGGUAACUAUGAUCAAUAUGUUCAGACACGUGGUGACUUGGAAGAGAACCAGAUGAAACAGUACAAGUGGGAACAAGAGCAGAUUUCCAACAUGAAGGAAUAUAUUGCAAGAUUUGGUCAUGGUUCGGCUAAACUAGCUCGCCAAGCACAGAGUAAGGAAAAAACACUGGCAAAAAUGGAACGAGGUGGACUUACAGAGAAAGUAGUCAGAGACCAAGUUUUAGUAUUCCGUUUUACUGAUGUAGGAAAACUUCCCCCUCCUGUUCUCCAGUUUGCUGAAGUAUCUUUUGGUUACACUCCUGAGAAUCUCAUCUACAAAAACAUUGACUUUGGAGUUGACUUAGACUCUAGGAUUGCUCUGGUUGGACCAAAUGGUGCUGGAAAGAGUACUCUUCUCAAGCUAAUGACAGGUGAUUUGUUUCCAUCAGAUGGCAUGGUCAAGCGUCAUAAUCAUCUUAGAAUUGCACAAUAUCAUCAGCACUUGGCUGAAAAGUUAGACUUGGACAUGCCUGCCCUUCAGUUUAUGAUGAGAGAAUACCCUGGAAAUGAGGAAGAAAAGAUGAGGGCAGCUAUUGGUAGGUUUGGACUGUCAGGUAAAGCCCAAGUGAUGCCUAUGAAGAACUUGUCUGAUGGGCAAAAGAGUCGAGUGAUAUUUGCGUGGUUAGCUUGGAGGCAGCCACAUUUGCUACUUUUGGAUGAGCCUACUAAUCAUUUAGAUAUUGAGACAAUCGACUCUCUGGCUGAGGCAUUGAAUGAGUGGGAUGGUGGUAUGGUGCUUGUUAGCCAUGACUUUAGGCUCAUCAAUCAGGUGGCCCAUGAGAUAUGGGUGUGUGCUGAACAAACUGUGACCAGAUGGGAAGGUGACAUUAUGGAUUUCAAGAAGCAUCUAAAGGCAAAGGCAGGGAUAUCUGAUUGAAGCAAUUAGUGGGAUAUAGGGAUAGAAAUAGGCCAAAACCACCGCUCUUUGGAGACUUAUGACCUUGCUUACAUCAAGUUCAGACAUUACCGAACUUAUUUAUUAAAUAAAUUGGGUUGCUGGGAUAUUGGCUGUUCCAUAUAUUUACAAGCUAAGAAUUGUAGUACAUCCAAUAUCUUGGUGGGUGCCUCCAUUUUUUGCGAAGUUGGUGGGGAUUGUUGAGUUCAAUGGCAGAAUUGGAAAGCUUGCUAUGAUUUUUGUUUGGGUCGAGAUAUGUCUUUUACACUGGUGGACUUUGAUAUUUUUUUUUCCUUUACUAUUAUUGUGCUUUAUCAUUUAAUUUGCUUGGAUCUUGAGCAAGAUGGAUAAUGGGACAUCAUCUCGAGCUGGAUGUGAUCCCUAUCUGAAUCUUUGAGCGAUGCUUAUUUUAUCAAUUUGUUGUAUGGAGAAUACUAUAUUUUAUGAUUAACGAAAACUAUUAUCAGUUUCUUA
This is a messenger RNA of Cicer arietinum (chickpea), 2423 nucleotides long. Its product is annotated as ABC transporter F family member 1. The record is from RefSeq and is a predicted model, not a curated record. Gene Ontology annotation, molecular function: ATP binding; ATP hydrolysis activity. Lineage: Eukaryota; Viridiplantae; Streptophyta; Magnoliopsida; Fabales; Fabaceae.